AUGAUUGUGUUGUACAUAUGUACAGUUAUAUGGCUCUUUCCAUUUGCAUAUGCCGUUUCAUUAAACAUUGGUGACGAUCAUGUGCCAGAUCCUCAGAUUGGGCGAAUUUGUGCGUAUGGGGACGUGAACAAGGACAGAUACACUGACUUAGUUGUACAAAAGGGUGGAAAGCUGGUGUUUUUGUUGCAAUCGGAAGAAGGAAAGUUCAAAACCAGCACGAGGCAUGGGGAAAUUAACUUGAAUGGCAAAGAAGAAGUAUAUUGUGCUACUGGAGACUUCAACGGGGAUGCUGCUUUGGAUGUUCUUGUUGUUUCCGUAGGUUUUUUAUUCAUUUUUAUGGUUUAGGUAAUGGAUUGCUUCUUUGCUACAUUGGUUAAGGCAUUUAACUGCUUCAAAUUUACUAACAAUAAACAUGUUUUAGUCAGGAAAUGGAGGUGAAUUUUUUAAAGUAAACGUUUACCUGAACCACGAGGGACUGUUUACUGAUGCUACAAAUAUUUCGCAGACGUUUGUGGAACCACCGUCGAUUAUGGAUGUGAACGGUGACGGCACAUCAGACAUUGUUGGUAUGAUAAGAAGGGAUGGUAGUAUUCAUUCUUUGUAUUGCUUGUGUGGAAGUAAAGCCAAGACAUUUGAUGAAUGUCAUGAUAGUUUCAUCGAGGGAAACUUCUCUCAAGGGCCUUACGAAGGAUUUCCUCAUAUUUUUGUGGAUUUGGAUGGGGACUUGAGUUCGGAGAUUAUUUUUGGUAUGAAACAGGACAAAGUGCCACUGAAGUUGAUGGUUUUCAAAAGGUUGGGAAGGUAAGGAUUUUUCUUGAUUUACUUUUAAUUUAUUUAGUGUUUAUCUGAAAAGAAAUUUUUAUUAAAUGAUAAUAAUGUAUAAAACAUAUUUAGAUGUUACAUCUACAAAUUGUAAUAAUAUAUUAUGUUUUAGUGCAAGUUGGAUAGAAAAGAAAGACAUGAUCCCAGAUAUACCAGAUAGUCCUGACCUUAGAGAAUUUGCUGCUCCAGUUGUCUCUGACUUUAAUGGUGAUCUGAAGAUUGACAUUGUGAUACCUGUAUGCCGAGCUGUUGGUGAUUGUUCUCAUAUUGACAAGUUCUUGGUCUGGUUCUACGGUAUGACAAAAUGGGAGCAAUUCCAGUUGGAUAUGAAGGAACUGUCAUUUGUGGUCGAACCAAACUCAAAAACCGUCUUCAGAGUUGGGGAGUUUAAGUUGGAUGGAUUUCCUGAUCUGAUUGCCACUUCUGUUGUUGUCAAUAGCAACAGAAGGAUCGAAACGAGAGCGCCGCUGAUUCUGGAGAAUGUUCACGCUGACAACGGAAAUUUCUCCAGGUAAAUUCAUCUAUUUUUAAUGGGUUCUUCUGAAAUUUAGGUAAUAUUUUUAUGAUCUUUUAGGAAAUUUGACUUUAAUAUUCAAAAAGAUCUUCACCUUGUUCUACCUGAAGCGAUGGCGGGAGCUAACAUAACGGCUAGUUCAUUCUUCGACUUGAAAGAAGAUGGUAACUUAGAUGUUCUAGUAGAAUAUAAAGACAAACAUGGAGCCGGGACGAUGGUCGACUUUAUAAAAUGUGAUGACAAAGGUGAUACGACGUUCUUGAAGGUUCAAGUCUUCUCUAACGUCUGUUCGUAUGACUGUCCUGGAACGCCUACUAGUGAUAGCGGUAAGUUACUUCUAAAGGUUGUAGUUUUGGUCGAAUAUAGUAAAUUAGUUUUUGUUUUGGGUGAUUUAUAUACUUACAAUACCUUUUAAGGGAGUGGAAUUUCAUGGUGCGGUGCUUGCGUAUCGUACUCUAUGGACACAUCGUUCGGAGCUCCCAAGACAGCCGUCCAAUGUCAGAUCCCUCAAACAACAUAUCGUACCUUACACUCACCCUUCCUUCUCUUUGGUCUGGGUCGAUCGCCCAACUUUGUCAACGAACUUCUACUAGGAAGUCCAAGAGAUCCUGACCGGAAAGACAAUCAGCAACAUUUUUUGAAGCAGAUUGUUCCGAACAGCCGGCUGAUCGUCGUUCCUCCAGAACGGAAUGAGAGCCAUUGGCAGAGCAGAUUAUACCUAACUCCGAGUACCUUGAUCAUACAAUCACUGCUCGUACAGGUUACUGUAUGUUUGAUACUACUUGGUCUUGUCGUCGGGCUACACAUGCGGGAACGACGGCACGAUCGCCGCGAACGACAGUCACAGUCACACCGCUUCCAUUUCGAUGCUAUGUAAAGUCAUAUGGGUAUAAACAUUCCGUGGGUCGUAUCUUGUAAUAUAUUCAGUGCAGGUUUUAGUAGUCUAAAACAGUAGUACUAUCUUCUUUAUGGUGAUAUAUGUUUAAAAAUGUCAUAAUUUUGUUGUUUUUGGCAAUUUUUCAUAAUUGAGUAAUGACAAAAUAAUGUCACUAUUUUGGUGAUAGUGAAGAAUGUAAUUGUGAAUUCUAACAUCUGUCUGCCGGUUUAUUUGUAAACGUUAGUUACGUGCUUUAAUAUAUUUAUGUGUAUAAAUGUAAAUCAACGUGUUUCGAUAGAUUUGACAACGAUUUAACUUCGAAAAAAUAUUUGUAAAAUACGAAAUUAAUGAUUCUGUUUCAAAUUUAAUUUUUUUAAAUCUACUAGUAUUUAAAGAAUUGAAACUGAAAAAAAAAAGAUUUUUAAAGUUAGUUUAUUGAAAUAGGCAAGAUAACCAGGUAUAGAUCCCCCUUGAUUGCAAUGUCUCGUCGAUUGUACGUGGUACGUCAUGCCGAAAGAGAGGAUAACAUCAAUCACAACUGGAAGAAGAAAUACCCAGGAUUUAAGGAUGACAACACUCCAUUAUCGGACCGAGGAAGGAGUCAGGCUAAGGAUCUGUUGGCUUUGUAAGUACACAUUAUUUGUUUCUGUAAUCUAACUGUAAGGGUGAAUAAAGCUAAUUGGCACUAUUAUAGCUUACACUUUGUAGCUUUGAAGACAUUGACAUACGUAACAUAUACGUAUCUCCGUUCGAUCGUACAAUGGAGACGGCAACCAUUUUCCUAGAGGGUCAUGACAACAAGAUCAAUGUUGAACCAGGAAUAUGUGAAGCAAGUUGUUAUUUAUAUACAGUAUAACAAUUGACAAAGGAAGAAUAUUUUAUGCAGUACUCGUAGCCAAAGCUAUCUUUACGACAACUAUUUUAGGCUUUGUAUUUGUGUGUAUCUCCUCCUGGAUUCUGGGGCGUAGAGAAACUGAAGGAGAAGUUUCCGUUGGUUAAUCUAGAUUAUGACCCUGCCUUCUCUCCGCCGAUGCCCAAUGAAGGCUAUGGGGAUUCAGCAUUGACGCCACGAGUACGACAAACGAUCAACAAGAUCUUGGACGAGAAUCCUGGUUCGGGUGGGUUGUACUGGUUUAAUUAUACAUAGUUUUCAAGAUGUCAUUGUAAUCGUUAUUUUUUUACUGGAAACAUAACAUUCCUGUAAUAGAUUUACCAUGCUUUGAAAUACUGUAAAGUGUUAAUUCUUUUAAAAAUAAAAUUUUCAGGAAAUAUUGUACUGGUUGGACACGGAGCAUCAAUUGGUGGAGUACAUUCAGCGUUAGGCCAUGGAUUCCAAUACGUAGGCCAGGCUACAGUAUCCAUAUUCGAUGAAACUGCUCCAGAUUCCAAGAAGUUUAAACUAGUUGAAAGUAGUGGAGUCGAUCAUCUCUCGGCUUCGAAUAGAAAAAACCUAAGAGCUUAUUAG
This is a messenger RNA of Bursaphelenchus okinawaensis, 3678 nucleotides long. NCBI's taxonomy places the organism in Eukaryota, Metazoa, Nematoda, Chromadorea, Rhabditida, Aphelenchoididae. The record is from the annotation of a GenBank genome assembly.